UGCAGCUGAACCCUCUAUAAUUACAAAUAUUCAUAUUUCAUACUAUUGUAUAAAUUAGCCACUAAUUUUAUUUUAUUUCUUGAGGGUUCUAUUCUUGUUCUUGAUAAUAAAUAUUUUGUUUUUAUAUCCUGGAUUCCUGCCUUCAUUUUAGGAAGUUGAGUAAAAAGUUUCAAUCUUUGAGAAGCUUCAGUCUGGAGUUGUUCUGCUGCAGAUAAGGUUAAUUUUUGCUUUUUCUAUUAAUGUGAAAAUUUGUGGAGUUAUUUUUCUUGUGCUUGUUGUUUUUUGUUUCAUUUUAGUGGCGGUUGAUGUGGAUUUUAGUAAUUUUGCUGAGAUUUUGUUUGAAGUUUAAACAUUUUAAUUGUGUUUUAGAAAAAGGGUUGAUCUUUGAAUUGAAUAUGCAUGCUUGAGGAUCUAGAUAAGUGAGGGAUUUGUAGAGUUGCUUAAAAGAGGCCAAUGGGUAUGGUUUAUGAACUGAUGAUGGUUGAUUUUUGACUGAGAUAGAGCUUGAAAAGUACAUGAUUUAAGGUUUUAGGCAAAUGGGUAUUUGAAUCUGAUGUGAAUUUGUUAUGAAAUGAAAGGGAAUUUGUCUCAAGGUGGUAUGGUUUCAGGUGAGCUUCCUUUUGGAGGCCUUGACCUGCAAGGAUCCAUGAGGGUUCAUCAUCAAACACAAUACCAGCAUGCUUUAAAUCGAAAUACACACCCGGUUCAUCUCCAAGGCUCCUCUAUUCAUCCCUCUAUUCGCUUGGGUUUACCGCUGACCAUAGGCACCAUGAACCACUCUGAUCAGACCAUGUCCUUGAGUAAUUAUAGUAAGGGAGAUAAGGGGAAAAAUUCCGCGAGUGAUGAAGAUGAGCCGAGCUAUACAGAGGACGGCGGUGAUGGUCACAAUGAAGCUUGCAGAGGGAAAAAGGGGUCUCCGUGGCAGCGCGUUAAGUGGACUGAUAAAAUGGUGAGGCUUUUAAUAACAGCCGUUUCUUAUAUGGGUGAAGAUAUUUCUUCAGAUUGUGAUGGCGGGAUGAGAAGAAAAUUUGCGGUUUUACAGAAAAAAGGAAAGUGGAAAUUAGUCUCGCAAGUCAUGACGGAAAGGGGUUUUCGUGUUUCUCCUCAGCAAUGCGAAGAUAAAUUCAAUGACCUCAACAAAAGGUAUAAAAGACUUAAUGACAUGCUCGGGAGGGGCACUUCUUGCCAAGUUGUCGAGAAUCCUUCGCUUUUGGAUGUCAUAGAUUAUUUAACAGAGAAAGAAAAAGACGAUGUCAGGAAAAUUUUAAACUCGAAGCACCUCUUCUACGAAGAAAUGUGUUCGUACCAUAAUGGUAAUAGAUUGCAUCUGCCUCAUGAUCCAGCAUUGCAACAUUCCUUACAGUUGGCUCUGAGAAUUAAAGAGGAUCAUGAUAAUGAUGAUACGAGAAGGAAUCAGCAUGACGAUCUUGAAGAGGUCGAUCAAGAAGCGGAAAAUGAAGAUCAUGAUGAAUAUGAGGAGACUCAAACUUCACACGGAGAUUGCAGGGGAAUAUUCGGGGCUGUAGGGGGUUCAGUGAAAAGGUUAAGACAUAGCCAGGGCCACGGAGAUACUUGUUUUGGGUUCUCAUCUCAGGAUGACAUUAAAGUGUCAUUUUCGCAUAUGCAAAUUCCUCAAGUUGAUAUGAAUCAAACGCCAUCUGAAAGUAGUAGAGCUGCUUGGUUACAGAAGCAGUGGAUGGAAUCUCGCGCGAUUCAGUUAGAAGAGCAAAAGCAACAAAUUCAACUUGAGAUGCUGGAACUAGAAAAACAAAGAUUCAAAUGGAAAAGAUUUAGCACGAAAAGGGAUCAUGACCUAGAAAAGAUGAGAAUGGAAAACGAGAGGAUGAAACUUGAGAAUGAGAGAAUGGCAUUGGAGUUAAAGCGGAAAGAAAUGGGUGUUAAUUUCGCGUAAUUAUCUCUGCCCCUUCAGAUUUUGUUCAUCACAACAGUUGGUUUUGCAUGAAACACUACUUUCAGGUAUUCAUGAAGUGAGUGCUGUUGACUAUAUCUGCAGUGUUACUCUAUUUGUAUAUGUUAUGUAAGCUUAGGUUCAUGGCAAAGACCGUAAUCUAGUAAAAUUGUUCCGAGCAUUGAGGAAAAUUAUUGUUUGUGAUUGAAGAUAUUGUUGUUACAAGAAUGUUUUAUCUUCAUGAUCAACUUCAUGUGCUGAAAAUGUAUGAACUUGUGUCUUUUAACUUA
This is a messenger RNA of Mercurialis annua (annual mercury), 2199 nucleotides long. RefSeq lists its product as uncharacterized. Bases 572 to 1912 code for a protein of 446 amino acids. The record is from RefSeq and is a predicted model, not a curated record. NCBI's taxonomy places the organism in Eukaryota, Viridiplantae, Streptophyta, Magnoliopsida, Malpighiales, Euphorbiaceae. The transcript has a single exon.